This is a messenger RNA of Grus americana (Whooping crane), 7713 nucleotides long. Its product is annotated as beta-1,3-galactosyl-O-glycosyl-glycoprotein beta-1,6-N-acetylglucosaminyltransferase 7-like. The record is from RefSeq and is a predicted model, not a curated record. Gene Ontology annotation, cellular component: membrane. Gene Ontology annotation, molecular function: acetylglucosaminyltransferase activity. The transcript is spliced from 5 exons. NCBI's taxonomy places the organism in Eukaryota, Metazoa, Chordata, Aves, Gruiformes, Gruidae. Bases 600 to 1898 code for a protein of 432 amino acids.
CGUUAGCAGUGCAGAGGUUAAAGCCUCUGAGGUAAAGCAAUACUAUUUAUACUCAUCAGCAACGUACUCUACAUAUUUGAAAGUCUGAUUUCAGUCCUUUAAAGGCUGUCUCAGAAGAGUGGCAACAGAAAUUUGGAGAAGCUCAAGUUUUCUCUCAUUACUGUGAAGCAGAGGACAUUUCUGAAGCUAAACAGCAUUACUGCAGAAUAAAUAUGCUAAGCAUUGCGGGAAGCCAGAUGAAGUCUUAAAUGAAAACAUUCACGUUAAUGUUUAAACCCUUUCACUUACACAAGAUCUCCACACAAGCGACAGAAUGAAGAAUGCUGUCUGAAUUCUGCUGAAGGACAAUGGGACUCUAGUUAAUUUUAUUAUGCUGCCGUCUCCUGGCUAAUUUUGUACAAGACUGAAGCACACUGCUGACAGAAUAUAGAAGCAAAAAAAAUGGAUGAACCCUCCACCUAACAUCCAACUCCACUUUCUGGAAUGCUAAGUGGAAAAGAGGCAUUCUUCCAGCAUGAAAUCCAGUGCAUACCAGUAAGGACAAUAAUCUGAACACUUAAUUAAACUAUGAUGAGAAGACGGUAUCUGGAAAAUAAAAGAUGAACCCACUUGACGCAACAAAAUCAGGAUUUUUAGUGUGCGUUGCUGUCUGUAUGUUCAUCUACACUUUUAUCUACCUAAAGGAUACACUUUCUGAAGAGCCAAAUGAACAAAAAUUUAAUGCAAAUAUAGCAGAGUGUGGUUUUUACCCGGAUGAACUUUGUUCGGCUCUUUUUGUGGGGAAAACGGCUGCCUUUAAAAUUGGAAACUUUUGCCAGAAUAUCUACCAACCUAAACCACUCAACUGCAUUCAGACUUCGUGCAACUGCUCCAUGGUUUUGAAGACUCUGCAUUUUAUCACAAGACCACUGUCAGAUGAAGAGGGAAAUUUCUCAUUGGCAUACAUUAUCACAAUUCACAAGGAGCUGGAAAUGUUUGUAAAGCUGCUAAGAGCUAUUUAUAUGCCUCAGAAUAUUUACUGCAUACAUGUUGAUGAAAAGUCACCAAAAUAUUAUAAAGCUGCUGUACAAAACAUCGUUAAUUGCUUUGAAAAUAUUUUUAUUUCCUCAAAAAGAGAAAAUGUUGUUUAUGCAGGAUUUUCAAGAUUACAAGCUGAUAUUAAUUGCAUGAGAGAUCUAGUUCAUUCCAAAAUUCAGUGGAAUUAUGUUAUUAAUCUAUGUGGUCAAGAUUAUCCCAUUAAGACAAACAAAGACAUUAUACAAUACAUCAAAAGUAAAUGGAAUGGUAAAAAUAUGACUCCCGGGGUAGUCCAACCACUUCAUAUGAAACACAGGACGCAGGUUAGUUACAGAGAAUAUGUACAUUCUGGAAUGUCAUACGUGUAUCCGACAAAGAAUAUAAAAGUUAAACCUCCGUAUAAUUUGACAAUAUAUUUUGGUAGUGCCUAUUACAUACUGACUAAAGAAUUUGUAGAGUUUACAUUGACUGAUGCACGUGCAAAAGAUUUGCUUGAAUGGUCAAGAGACACGUACAGUCCGGAUGAACACUACUGGGUCACACUGAACCGUUUAAAUGAUGCUCCAGGGGCUACACCCAACGCAGACUGGGAAGGAAACAUUCGAGCCAUUAAAUGGAAGGAUCAAGAAGGAACCCUACACAAGGGCUGCAAAGGUCAUUACAUCAGAGAUAUUUGUGUCUACGGACUAGGGGAUUUGCAGUGGAUUAUUGAGUCACCUCAUUUGUUUGCCAACAAAUUCGAGCCUGCAACAUAUCCACUUGUUAUGGACUGCCUAGAGAGACGCUACAGGCUUAAAGUCCUGCACCAGGCAGAAGUCCCGAUUGAUGAUCACUGGCGUUUGCAGCAAGAGAACUACUUCAACAUGAAGCUGAACGUUUAAUGAACACCUAAACAAGUGUUCAAAACACUGACAGAAACCAUUAACAUUUUUAGCCAUAGACUUCACUCUGUGCAGUACAGCAUGAGGGUGAGCACAAUGCUGUACUACCCGUCUGCCACUGAAACAACCAGGUUUUACUUAUUACAGUAAGAUAAAGUGCAACAACUGCUAAUGGGUUAAUUCUUAAAGAAAAUGGCAUGUCUAAUUCUAUAAUUUACUGAAGACAAGGGGGAAGUUCAUAAUCUUAUUUAACUGGAAAAAUACAUAUUCCUCAUGUCUGCAGCCAAAAAAAGGCCUAACUGAUAUGAAAAUAAUAAAAUGGAAGCAGUGACUGAACAAAGACAAAAUAUGAAGAGCACAAGUUAGUCAUGUCUUCUGUAUGUCUUAUCAAAUAGAAUAUUUUGAAUAAUGAAGUUAUGCUAAAAUUUCAGAGCUUAUAGAUAAGCAAGUGACAACCAGUUUCAGACACAGUCCAUUUCACUGUGGGUUUUUUUUUUUCCCCCCAUGGCCAGCUGCAUCCCUAAUUUCAUUGUGUAGCAUGGCAACAUCACUCUUGCACUGCUCAGGCUCUGUUCCUAAUGAAAAGGGUGUGUGUGCCAGGAACAGAGCGAGGGUCCUGCAACGCAUGUUUACCUUUAAGUCCCUGUUUCUGAGUUUCUGCAGGAGACAUGGGACAUUUGAGGCCAGGGAACAAAGGAAAACUGAGUGAAGAGCCAUCUUCUAAUCCCAGCGUACCUGCCAGAGGGAAACAAAACUUCCCUGAACCUUGUAGCAGUCUGCAGCAAUUGGAGGUAACACCUAGCAGAACCAGGAGAAGCAUCUCAUUUCCUAAACCCGCUGCAGACAAAAUGCAGCACUCGCUGGUCUACAGCAAGGAAGCAGCUUUCAACACACAACACUGGUAAAACCGGGGAACAGGAAUAAAAAAAGAACAAGGAUCCGGCCCUUUUCCAGGCAAGAGUUGCUCUUUCUCCUUCAGGACUCCUUGUUUGCUUGUGCAACCAAAAAUACUGGGGGAAUAUGAAGGAAUAGAGAGGAUACAGUGGUGGUCUUUCAUACAAGAUUGCAACUCUUCCAUGGGAUUAAACCUCCACACCCUGUCUCCAAAGGUCUUUAGUUAGGUGCUACUGAUGCAAAGGAACAAGCAGAAACCCGAAUUGUGAGAAGUCACUUCAAACUGUUCAUUCUCCUCUAGAAGCAUUUUGGCAAGAAUGCAGAUAAAAGUUUCAUUCCAGUCAAUCCAAAUAAACUCCCAAUUUAUUUGCAUGAACGCUGAUGGGAACUAAUAAAAUACACCCUGUUACUUAUAAACUCACAAAUUAUAAAUAAAUGUCUAGGAGCAAUUUAGAUGUAAACUUCAAGAUGCACCCAAAAUAUCACUCAGUUUUCCUAUAAAAACUGACUUACAGAUUAAGCAUUUUUCCAAAAAAAUCAAAUGAAUCAACAAAUGACCCAACAAUAGAACAUGAAAGUUUCUCAUUACAAACUUAUUCCCAGGUUCCUGGAACUGUACUGCUCAUUUUCCCACACAAGUUUCUUGGAAACAUAACUUCUUUCAAAUGAACUUUAACCUAAAGAAAGACCAUCUGGCCCCUAUUUAUUUACAGAAACUUCCAAACUCAACCCAAAGGUCUGUACUCAGUUUCAUGUAUAAUCCAGGACUUAUCUUGUGGCUAAAUAUUGCUGGAGAUGCUUUGUUAUGGAGGGAAAUAAAGGGGGGUGGGGGAAAGCCAUGCAGCUUGUUCACACUGAGCUUGUUGACAGUCCCUCUGAAAACCAUUACCGAAGCUAAUGGGUCUCUGGCAUGUAUUAAUCAUAGCAAUAUUCAUAAGUAAUUUCUCUCCAAACCACACCCAAUCCACUGUAGGGCACUGCCAGCAUUUAUCCACCCCAUGUUGUCUUUUAAAACGUGAACGGAACAUUUCUUGUUACCGUCAUUGAAGCAAACCUGGUAUCUUAGCUUUCACCUUCCAUCACCGUCACACAGAACAAUUGUUGUGUGUCACUUAUGAAUUGAAUUAAAAGGAUAAAUUCAAUAGUAAGGCGCUAUACAACAUUGGCUUGUUUUGCAGAAAAAGAACCAGUCAAAUCAGGAAAAAGAAAUCUGCACAAAACCCCCUCUUAAAAUAUAAUUUAGGUGUGACUUUACCCAUGUCAAUCCAGGAAAAGCAUUGGAGCAUGAUCCUCCUUCCUUAAAGGAUUUUCUAUUUUAAACAAAAUUUUACAUCCAUAAAACCCCCAGGAAAAUCAUAAUUAAACCACCCCAUUCUCAAUCACUAAGAAACAGUAUUCUGCUCAUUAUUCUGAGUUACCAUAACCACAUUAGAUUCUUGAAAGAUUUUUUACUUCUAACAACAGUAAAAAUUAAGUAACAAAACCGUGAAAGCUGAGAGCAUUUAAACAUACAUAAAAAGUGUUGAUUAAGUUCUGCAUGCAUUAUCACGUUAUGAGUAGAUCAAUCACAACUUUUCGAUCUCGGCAACCAACAUUUACUAACUCUUGGUGACUGCUGAUCUAAGAGCAUACAGUGUCAAUGUGACCUUGUUCAGGGGGACGCUAUGCUCUAACAUACUGCACUCACAUUAACUCUCUAUCUGAAAGAUGCAUGCAUCAUUUCUGUUUCAAAAAGUCUCAGGCACAUGUUCAAUAGCUCUAUAUCUAAGUUAAACAUUUGAUUAAGUGUUUUAUAUGGCACAGACUUUAAUAGUUAGGGUACUAUUUCAAAUGUGUCUUAAGAGUCUGUUGACUCUGAAAACAAUUCCAAAGUAAAUUUUGCAUUGAUACAAGAAAUUACGUUUUAAAAUGUAAUCUUGUCCUUCACUUCCUGACUGAUACCUGAACUCCCAAGAGGACUUCCACCACAGAUUCAAUGACCACUAACCUUUCUCCAAACUACCUCUAGCAUACUAUUACACCAAUAGUAACUUCUUAGACAGGAGAGUCAACAUCAAAUAUUGGUAAUGGUACCUUUUUAACCCCCUCAAAAGUGAGGUCAAAUAGAUGCUAUACACUGCUAUGUAAUUAUUUUACUCCAUCAUUUCUAAAAGCAUAAUCUUUGUCAAAUAGCAGACUUCCAAACAAGCAGGCACCAAAGAUUGCCCAUGCAAGAAUCAGGAAGCCAGUUAGAACAGAAGUUCCAAAACAUCUGAUCACUUGGGCCCUGCUAAAAUCUACAGAUUAGCGCUAACUCACAACCUGCAAGAUCCUAUCAAAUACAAAAAGAGUGAGUAGCAACAGUCUUGCUUGGUCUAUUACUUUUUAAUUCUGCAACAGACUACUAAAACAACAACAAGUGAGAACAUCCUAUUCAAAGGUGCAAUUUUUAAACUGAUGAUUUCCAUGUCACAUAACUCUUCCUGAGAAACAGGAAGCAGCAGAAACCUCCUGAUCCUCAGGGCUUCUGCUACGGAAUACACAUCACCAAACUCUGUUAUCUGGAAGCAAAGUUAUUUCUCUUCCCGCUGAUUCAAAGUCCUUUCCUGCGCAUUUUAACAUGUGACUUAGUACUGAUAAAUUUUCUCUUCUUACUGUACAAAACCUCAAAAAUAUGGCUCAAACAAAAUACACUUCUGUGUAAAAAGGGAGUAUAAGUUUUAUUUGUAUUCAUAAGUCACUCUUUUAGUCAAAGCUCUUUUUCAACCUUUUUCAGUCUAAAUAGCUAGAAGCUUCAAAACUUGUCCCAAGCACUUCAUCUAAAAAGCUCGUGCUCCAACAUAAACCACCACUAAGAAAUUCUCAUUGCUCUUUCAAAAAUCUUUGGCCAGGAGGGUUUAUAUUUUAGCGAGACAGUUCAAAGCAUUUACCAUUCGGGCAAUAAAAGACAAUCUCUCUCUCUCUCUCUCUCUCUCAACACUGCUACAGUGUCUGACUAUUUGCCUUAAAGUUUUCACAUUUUAAUGUUAUUUUUUAACUUGAAUCCUUCAGUAUACUGCUACUUAAGAUGUGAAGUAAGAAAGAACAGUUUACUUCCAAAGGAGGUAAGUCAGAAGAAGUCCUCACACAUGAAUUACAGUUGCUUUACUAAAAGUCCUCCACCCAUGAGUUUCCUCUUGCAUUCUUGCACCUUUCUCUAGUACCAAUCCAGUCGUCUUAACAAUUCCAGUAAAAGCAGAUCAAUACAUGUAUUUAAUAUCAUCAGCUCUUCACGUAAAGUUUCUAUUGAGGCAAAAUACAUUUUUUUGAAAGAGAACUGAUAGGAAGACUCCUUCAUCCUUCCUGUACCUAGAGUCCAUAAAGCCUUUCAAAUCUAGUACUACAGCAAAUACUGUUGAGAUAAACCAAGGAAUGCUGAAUUCUUCAUCUUGGGGGGUUUUCCAUUUCCUUGAAGUAGACAAAAUCUGCAUAUCACUGGACAAAUGGAUUGCUCUGUUUCUUGUAUGAGCUGCCACAAAAAAAACUGUGAAGAAAACUGAGCAGUGAGACAACUGUCUGUGGGACUUCCCACAAAGUGGUAAGCAUUCCCACGAGCCAAGGCAGAAGCCUGGAAAGGAAGCGACCCUCUGCUCUGAGCACAAGAAAGUAAUUUCCUACAGUUUCAUGAAGCACAACAUUUUGUGAGAUGCAUCUCGUAGCAUGCAAAUAUACAUUCGUUAUCUAGUUCAGAUGAUCUAGUUUAAAGUAUAUGAUCAUGAAGGUGAGGAUUGCAGAACUGUUUUUGGGCUGCUGGAUAUCUGUAUUCUCUGGUGAAUAUUUUCACUGCAUCAUUACAGCAUCUGUUUGACAAAGUCCUUUGGGAAACCGUUGCUGUUUACAAUUUAGCAGACUAUCAAGACUGCUCUGUAGGCUCACAGGCGAAAUUAAUACACAAGAAUAGCUUGUUCUGAAAGAGCUUUCUUGAAUUUCACAGUAGUGGGGAAGAGAACUGCUACACAGCUCCUAGACUGACACUUCUCCAGUUUCCAUCCAUGCUAUAAACCUCACCCCUGGAAUGAAGUGAAAACAUAGAUACUGCUAGCUGAGAGACUGAAUACACAGCGUAAAGAAGCAAACACAGGAUUAUUCUUUUUGAACUACUCUCAUUGUGUCAUUCUCUGAAGUCAUGUACCAAUGCCUCUGCUCACAGGGCUGGGCAUCUGGGCACAUACUGGCAGACAAAAGGUGGCUAGGCCAUAAAAAAAUAAAUAAUGCUGUGGCCCACAUGGAUCCCAUAGGUUGGAUUUCAGUUGAAAAAUCAUAUUGUAAUUCUUAAAAUACAGCAGUUAGCACCAGUAGGAACAUAGGUAUGGCAAUUCACAACAUUCAAACAUUCCGUACUUCAAAAUUUUUUUGUGUUUUAGAAGAGCAUGUAUCAGAAGAGGAUUCAUUUAUUAAUGAAAAAUUUCUAGUCCUAGCAUAUGUACAAUACACAACAUCUUCUUCUUCAUUAGUUCUAGUUCAUUUUACUAUAUGCCCCAUGGCUGCAUAAAGAUAGAAUGUGCUCGGGGAAUGCUGCUAAUUAGCGCUUUGGGUAUAAACAAACUGGUAGCUACCAGAAAGCGUGGCAACCAGUUCCCCAUGAUCCCAUUUAGAAAAGUUCUGGUCCCCUUCCUGAUUCUGAAUACAGAAUGAGAACAUUAUCAGUAUAUAUCCAAAUAUCCACCAAAUCACUCUUCGACCUUAAUAAAAAGAAAUGUGGAUUAAAAUAUUUCUCCCAGCUGAUUACCAUUGUGCACCAAAAUCCAGUAAUGAAAAACUGACAGACUAGAUAUUAUAUCCACUUCAUUACUUCUGGAAGCAUCCUUCUGAAUAUUGUAAAGAAUUCACAUGUAUGUGAAAACAAUUGCAUGCAAAUAUGAGACUAUGAUAAAUACUGAUUAUUAAAAAUAUCCAGAAAACA